CCAAAUCCACUCGACCACCUCGACGGCCAAACAAUGUCCACACUCGCCAAAGCCCUCUCCCCCGCCCUUCGCGAAAUCAGGAUUCUCUGCUGCCAAACUGGCAAGGCCUCAGAGGGCACGCGCCAGUUCAUCGUGUCUCAGUACCCCUCCAUCAAGCAGGCCAACCCAGACCUCCCUAUCAUGAUUCGCGAGGCCUCGGGCACCCCCGCACGCGUCUUCGCGCGCUUUGAACGCGGUGUCGAGAAGUCGGCGGAGCUGGAGGGUCUCUCGUCGGCGGAUGUGGCCAAGAGAAUAACGCAGCUCGUCUCUGCAUAGAGUCUUCCGUCCCGCGUUGCAUUCAUCCAAUCUGUAGAGCAAUAUCAUUUGCAUUUUCU
Messenger RNA from Coniophora puteana RWD-64-598 SS2, 374 nucleotides. Its product is annotated as NADH dehydrogenase, alpha subcomplex, subunit 2. NCBI's taxonomy places the organism in Eukaryota, Fungi, Basidiomycota, Agaricomycetes, Boletales, Coniophoraceae. The transcript has 3 exons. The record is from RefSeq and is a predicted model, not a curated record. The coding region runs from base 34 to 315 and encodes 93 amino acids.